Molecule: messenger RNA, 1254 nt
Organism: Talaromyces atroroseus
Lineage: Eukaryota; Fungi; Ascomycota; Eurotiomycetes; Eurotiales; Trichocomaceae
Exons: 2
Coding region: 1-1254 (417 amino acids)
Biological process (GO): regulation of transcription by RNA polymerase II
Cellular component (GO): mediator complex
Molecular function (GO): transcription coregulator activity
Source: RefSeq, a predicted model, not a curated record
AUGUCCGAUUUUCCUCAGCUAGCAGUCGCUUCCCUUUCAACCAGUAACUCCAAGGCGGACCUUUCGCCUCAAAAUCCAAACAGUUUCUAUCCUCACUCUCCUACAUCUCCUCCGUUGAUGUCAGUCGGUGCACAAAGCUAUGCCUCCAACUUCGCAAAUACGCAUACGUCCCCCAGCCACACGACGUCAAACGGACAGCCCCUUUCAUCGCCGCCCUCGUCGACACCAAUGUCUGCUCAAACCUCACUGCAGCCAGCUGUGAGUGUGACGAAUUCGUUUCCCACACCAGCUAGUAGUGUUAGCGGUCAUCCACGAAAUACGACGCCUGCAGAUGAGUCGGAAAACACCGACAAAGCGUGGGGUCACGGAACGAAUGCGGUAGAGAAUGCAGACGCUACCAAUAUCGAUCAAUCAGAGCACAGGCGCAGUAACCACGAUCGACAUAAGCUGAACAUGGAAGGUUGGCCAGCGUCGGCAGAUGUUGAUAUGAUGGACGUCGACUCCAAAAUGGACAGCUCCUUGAUUCGCGAUUCGAGCCUUGAUGCACUGCAGCAGGACAUUGGCACGGCAUUUCAUCUUUGUAAAUCUGUUCCUACAGUUACAGGACCUGAUCCGAGCCUGGAUAUUAUAUCCCUGUAUGGGCUGGGGCCAAUCGGGAGAUCGGUCAUGAGGGCAGAUCCUGUAACAGGUGAAAAGAUCAACCGUCUGCGCAAGUCAUAUGAAGGGAAGUUGAAAGGACUCGGCUUGUCUGGAAGGAACAAAGCCGUGAAAAACGAGGGUGGGCAGUCAGGGGGCUUGCGACAUCUGAUGAUGUGGCCGGAAGAAGAAUGGCACAUUCAGAAGGUUCAUGGCAAGGAAAUUAGAGUCGCAGAAGCCGAGUCGGCACUUCAUAAGUUGCAAAUGCGGGCAAUGAAGUUGGAGCCGGGCCCCCUCCCGAACAGCGAGUAUUGGGAAGACAUUCUAGGCCACGAAAAGCAACCGAAACAUGGUGUUGACAGCGGGAAGAGAGCGGUGUCCACGCCGAAUGCUGUUCGUCCCGUUGCUCAAGCGAAUGGGGUAGCGACAGCAACCACGAUGCCAGAGCGUAUGCGCGCGACUCGUGGGAAGAAACGACAUUAUGAUGACAACAGCUUUGUUGGGUACGGAGAAGGAUACGUUGAUGACGAUGACGAAGCAGGGCUCUAUUCACAGGGGGAAGACAGGAGCGGGAAGAAGAAGCGCAAGAAGGUCUAUUUUACUUCGUCUGCUUCAUAA